Messenger RNA from Diabrotica virgifera virgifera (western corn rootworm), 1378 nucleotides. RefSeq names its product glyceraldehyde-3-phosphate dehydrogenase-like. The record is from RefSeq and is a predicted model, not a curated record. NCBI's taxonomy places the organism in Eukaryota, Metazoa, Arthropoda, Insecta, Coleoptera, Chrysomelidae. The coding region runs from base 119 to 616 and encodes 165 amino acids. Gene Ontology annotation, molecular function: oxidoreductase activity, acting on the aldehyde or oxo group of donors, NAD or NADP as acceptor. The transcript has a single exon.
UGGUGGAGAUUGGGUGAUUGACGCUUCAGGUAAAUUUAGAAACUGUGAUAGAGCACAACAAUUCAUAGAAGCUGGAGCUACAAAAGUUAUUAUUAGCGCGCCUUUCGAAGAUGCUCCCAUGUACAUUGUUGGCAUGAAUUUAGAUAAGUUCAAUCAUGAAGAUAAGAUUGUAUCGAUGGCUUCCUGUACAACUAACUGCUUGGCACCGAUAAUAAAAGUUCUCCACAAAAGAUUUGCCAUAGAAGAAGCUCUAAUGACAACCAUCCAUUCUGUGACGAACAGCCAAGUCCUUAUCGACGGAGCUAGACCACACAAAUGGAGAUUUGGCAGAGGUGGCAUCCAGAACAUCAUACCGGCUAUUACAGGUGCAGCAAAAGCUAUUGGAAAAAUUAUACCUGACUUGAACGGAAAAAUAACUGGACUGGCAUUCAGAGUACCAACACCCAUAGUAUCUGUGAUAAAUGUAUUAAAGAAGCCUAUCUUCAUUCUAUUGGACCAGGACCAGGUGGAAGACGAGUUGCGAGUGUUGGGAGUGCGAAAUUGGAAAACCAAGGCGAAGGAUAGGAAGGAAUGGAAGUUGAUUCUCGAACAGGCCAAGACCCACCAUGAGUUGUAGAGCCAAUGAUGAUGGUCUUCAUUCUAUUAACUAUUAGAUGUUUCUCAUCAUAACAAACUUUUCCGAAAUACUUCCCUUGUAACGAAUUGUGCUUGAAGAGAGAUGCCGCGUAUGCCGAACAUAUCUGGGAGGGAUCCUUGAUAAUAUUAAUUUCAGCGUCGUUUUCGAUAGCUGCUCGCAGGAUCAUACGCCCUAUUCUGCCGAAUCCAUUUAUCGCGAUAUUCAUAGUUAAUUACAUUAACGAUAGCAAAACUAUCAAAAACGAUGCUGAAAUUAAUAUAAUCAACGAUACCUCCCUGAUCUGUAAUAAUUCACUCAAUAAUUUUGAGGAAAUAUAAAAAAUUUGUUUCAAAACUGACACUUUUUGUUAAAACAAAAAAUUUAUACAUAUAUUAAAGAACCAGCUUUCUUAAAAUUCUUUCUAGAAAACAUUGCUAGCUCUUAGACUAAUACUACAAAUUAAAAUUUACCUAUCCUUAACAUUUCGUUGAAGGUGUUGGUAAAUAUGAUUUCUGGCAACACUAAGUUAUUGGAUGGUAGGUAUGUAACUACUGAGUUUAGUACUUUGUACAUAUUUAUUACCAGUUGUGAAAUGUUCUAAGAAUCUCUAAACCUAAAAUUUUGUAUUUUGUGUUGGUCAAUUUUACUAUUUUACUGCGCAAGUUAGGAUUUCAUAACUGGUAAACAUUUGAGUACUGCAGUUUUAGGGCAGAGUUAAUACAUUAAAAUCGACUUAAUUUCUUCCCACGAAAUAAUUAAUUA